GGAACGGACGAAAUUUGGAGGCGUGACUAGCACUCACUACAGAGGCGUGGUCCCACAGUAAGCUCCUCCUGUCGAAGUAGAAUUGAUGGGCGGGACUAAAGUGAACCGACAGCCAAACACAAACUCUUGAGAGAUGGCAAGACCAAUUGGACAGGAGUAAAGAGGCUGGGCUUUGCAAGGAAUUUUAGCCAAUAGAUAGGAGAGUUCGGUGAGGACUGUUGAACAUCCUCCAAUAAGAAGUACGAAGUGUGUGCGUGUUGGCAAGGGCCCGAACCUGUCGAGACGGGCCAAUGAGAUGGGAGGCAGAGCCAAGAUAGACCAACCACAAAGCCGAACUGAUCUCGACACCGUUACUGGGGCGGGGCAUAUGGUCUCCAAGCCACUGAGCUCUUGUGGGUGGGAAGUCGCCGGCCUUCCAAUGCGCGACUUGGGCGAACUCUACUUCUUCCAAUCGGUGCACCGCGCUGGCAAUUCAAACUGACAGCCGGUUGGAAAGGCAGAGAAGACGGAAGAGGAAGCCCCAUUCGAACGUGUUCCGUGGUAAACUCUUCCGUGGAAUUAGCCUGAAAAGCGACCUCUGGUCCGCUCCACCACUCAGGAGCGGCCGCUGCGGGAGAGACUUGAAGAGUCCCGGGCGACACCGGGAGGCCGGGCGAGUGGGACGGGGCAAACGAGGGUAACUUGGGUCGGAGUCCGGGACCGGGGACGGAACAUCGUGGAGACGGGAGCUGAACACGAGAGCGCCCUUGCACACAGCAGACAGACUGAGGAGUUUUCUCCAACUCUGCAUCCUCCCUCCCCACCGCCAAUCUCAUGCUCCUCAACGAAAGUUAGAAUAGAAGCCAGAUUUGCUAGUUCCCGUCUGUUCCCUCUCACUAAAUCAUACUUUUACCCUUUUACCGGGAAACCAGCAAAAUACCCUGUCCCUUCCCAGUUUUAGCGCUUAGAGAAGAAUCUGAGACCGCAGGAUUUGAUAUGAUUUGAUUUUUUUCUUUUUUCUUUUUUUGGCCAGCAGAAUCAAAGUAGGAAGGGUAUUGUUCUUGUUUGCUUUUUCAAAAAUACUGCGCCUCAUUCUUCCGUGGAACGCUAUGACCACCAGCAGCUGUAGUUUCAAGGACAGAUGCGUGUCCGUCCUGUGUUGCAAAUUCUGUAAACAAGUGCUCAGCUCUAGGGGAAUGAAGGCUGUCUUGCUGGCUGAUACUGAAAUAGACCUUUUCUCUACAGACAUUCCUCCUACCAAUGGAAACAUUGUAGGUUAUCACGUGAUUGUUCCCUGUAGUUCCUGCCUUCUUUCCUGCAACAAUGGACACUUCUGGAUGUUUCACAGCCAGGCAGUUUAUGGUAUUAACAGACUGGACUCCACUGGCAUAAACUUCCUACUUUGGGGCAACUUGCCAGAAAUAGAAGAGAGUACAGAUGAAGAUGUGUUAGAUAUCUCAGCAGAGGAAUGUAUUCGAUGAAUGAAAUUAUAUAAUAUUUUUAUAAUAAUGUUUUCCUAUUUAAUAAUAUGUUCAUGGACCAAUUUAAAAAUUGUUAAUGAAGAUGUGCCAGUGAUUUUUUUGUGUUUUUAUUAUGGUUGUUUUGUUUUAAAACAAAAAUGAAGUAUUUGUUGAUUUAUUUAUGUCUUAUCUCAAAUUAGUUACCUCAAUUUACUUUAAGCCAAUGGAGUUGUUUUUUCAUCUAUGCCCAAUAUAGGUAUAUUUUUAACUUCAGAUAAGAAAAGAUUCCUGAAUAAAGAGUGUUUUUACUGACUCAUAAACAUUAGACUCAACUGAAUAUUAACAGUGUUAACAAGGAGGACAGCCAGGCAUAGUGGCGCACGCCUAUGAUCCCACCACUUGGCAGGCUAAGGCAAGAGACUCACUUGAGAGUUUGAGGCCGGCCUGGGCUACAAAGUGAGUUCAGGGCCAGGCUAAACUAUAUAGCAAAACCCUGUCUUAAAAAGACCAAAAAAAAGGGCUGGGGAUUUAGCUCAGCAGCAUAAGCACCUGCCUUGCAAGCAGGCGGUCGUGAGUUCGAUCCCUGGUACCGAUAAAAAAGAAAAAGACAAAAAAAAAAUUAAAAAAAAAAAGAAAAGACCAAAAGAGCCAGGGAUUUAACUCAGCAGCACAAGUGCCUGCCUGCCAGGCAAGCAUAAGGUUGUAAGUUUGAUCCCCAGUACCAAAAACAAAAAAAAAAAACCCAAACAAAUAAAAUUAAAAUUAAAAUAGCAGGGUGGCUGGGCAUGGUGGUGCAUGCCUGUAAUCAUAGCACUUGGGAGGCUGAUGCUCAAAGAUUGCCUGGAAUUCAAGGCCAGCCUGGGCCACAUAGUGAGUUCAUCGCCAGCCUUAGCUACAUACAUAGUAAGAACUUAUCUCAAAAAAACAAGGAAAAAAAAAAAAAAAAAAAAGCAGGGUAUUAGGUUUCCAUAGGUACUAGUUAUUACAUGUUACAGUGGUGAUAACUGCUUUAAUGUGGAACAAGACUGUAACUCAACUUAUAGAAUAAAUUAAAACUUUAAAAUACAUAGAGAAAUAUUCUAAUUCCUCAGUAUGAUGUUAGAUACACGUUUAUUAUAAAAUUAUCAAUAUAUGUUUACCAAGAUUAUUUAUUUGCGUUAUUUUUAAGCCAUUAUGGAUGUUGUAUUAUGAAUGUCAUAUUAAACCUUCAUCUUUAAGUGCCCCAUUCCCUAGGGCUUUCUCUCUAAAUCGCAAAAUUUACGUAAGUAAUCUCAUUCCAAACCAUGAAGUAGAAAAGAAAAUGGAAGAGGUGGUUUGUUUAACUCACUGUACAUUAUGAAGUUUUUCUUUUUCAUUGUUUAUUUGUGUGUUUGUCUGUUAAACCUGCAUUCAGAGCCAAACAGGUGGGAAAGUGGGGUAGUGUUGGAUCCUGGUUUUAUGUGAAGCUAAAAAAAUCAAUGUACUUCUUAGUUACCAAGUUCUCUAGUAGCUCAGUUGUAGGCAUUUUGUCAAUAAUGAUGCCAAAGCAGACUGAGUUGCAAUUUUGUAAAUAAAGUUGGUUCUAAAAAUGCC
This is a messenger RNA of Cavia porcellus (domestic guinea pig), 3011 nucleotides long. It is a transcript of the gene Rumy1, whose product is annotated as family with sequence similarity 72 member A. The record is from RefSeq and is a predicted model, not a curated record. The coding region runs from base 1089 to 1460 and encodes 123 amino acids. Lineage: Eukaryota; Metazoa; Chordata; Mammalia; Rodentia; Caviidae. The transcript is spliced from 3 exons. Gene Ontology annotation, cellular component: cytosol.